Anopheles coustani is the source of this 9215-nucleotide messenger RNA. It is a transcript of the gene Jarid2, whose product is annotated as mucin-2. Gene Ontology annotation, molecular function: DNA binding; histone demethylase activity. Gene Ontology annotation, cellular component: nucleus. The transcript has 5 exons. Bases 429 to 7907 code for a protein of 2492 amino acids. Lineage: Eukaryota; Metazoa; Arthropoda; Insecta; Diptera; Culicidae. The record is from RefSeq and is a predicted model, not a curated record. Gene Ontology annotation, biological process: chromatin remodeling.
UUCGGAGUAAAGUGCGUAGCUUGUUCGGCGAAAAAAACAAUGGAAAUAUCAUCCGCUUACCCCAGCGCAGCCGAAGCGUUGAUGUCGUAGCGCGCGGAGACUGGCGUUGGUUGGUUUUACGACUUGCUGAACGAAAAAAGUCAAGUCAAUGUGGCAAAGGGGCGAAGACGUACGGAGAAUUGGGUGCUUUGCAAUUGGCAAAUAGAGUGCGUGUGAGGGUCGCAUCAUUCUUCGAUAACGUAUGCAGCGAAACGGCAAACUACGCUUUGUUCCGGUCGCGCUUCGAUUCCAGCAGCUACGCGCGGCAGGCUGCCUGUUUGCUCCGUGCGUAAGCAAAGCAAAUAACACCGGCUGGUGAAGGGUUGGGUGGUAAAAGUGUUGACGAUCUACGUGUGGGGUGACGGCAAUCUAGUAAGCGCGUUACGACAAUGGUUGUUUCCAAGGAAGGUAAACGACGUCGCAAGGUGACGACAAUCCCGCAAACCGGCGGUCCCAAUGCGUCCGGCGGUAGUGGACCAGCCUCCAGUGCGGCGGUGGAACGGGAUUUGUCUCCUCCGGAUAUACCGAAGCGACCGAAAGUCCACGCACAACGUAAAUUUGCUCAAGGUCAAGGAGCUCCUUCGUCUUCUUAUUUGAAUUAUUCAACCGCGCCACCCACACCGGCUAAGGAUGGCCAGAACAAUCGAAACAGUACGGGCGGCGGCAAUAACAAUGGAACGACAGCAAGUGCCACCGGGGGAGCCUCGGGUGCAGAAUCCACUCCCCAAGUGACAGAACUGCUGCCAAACAUGCGCCCAAAUACAGAAGAUUUUCUGACCUUUCUUUGCUUCCGUAAUACGACCGUGUUACCGCCUGCGUUGGAUUUCUUCAACAAAUCCACAAACGCUACAUCCAAUAGCAGUGAAAGUAACCAACCUACUGCCGGCACAAGCGGCACCACCGGAGCAAGCGCCGUCAGCCGGCAGAAACCAACCGAAAACGCUGUGCAAUCAUCAUCAUCCAAAGUGAACAGUCAAAAACAAACGCCUUCGGUGUCGGAAAAAAAGGAAACCGUACCGGAGGCGUCGAGGAGCAGUGCAGAGGAACCGAAAGAGGAAAAGUUAGUCGCAGCUCCCGCUCCGCCGACGACGUAUAUGCCUUUCGCGGUACGAAAACGGGCCGAACAGCAUCCGGCCGAAGCACGACCGGAUCGCAAGCGGACGCAGGAUAAAAUGCAAGCACUGAGGAAAAAAUAUCACGAUCAACGGGUGGCCAAGCUGCGGGCAACAAACCCAGGAAAGCAAGUCACAAGGGGCACUACGGUUGCUACAGUAAGCACUCGAUCGUCCAAAACGGGCACGAAGGAACCGCUGAAGAGCUCCGAAGAUGAAAAAUCAGACGAUGAAGAAAAACCGGUACCGAAAAAGAGCAUCGAAACCGAUGAUAACGACGACGAAGAUAUGGAUGGCGUUGAAGAUGAACCGAAGACAAAAGAUAAAGCUAAGAAGAAACCCCCAACAGGUGGUAAACGAAAAAGCGGUCUUCGUAGUGGAUCCGUUGUGGCUGAUAGUCCGAGUCCUGCCAGAGAAAGUAGCAAAGUGCAACUCCCGACAAAGAACUCGCGGACGAAACGUGACUUGACGCAAGCAGCUAUGAAAGAGGAACCUUCAGUGAAAGCUCCUAACAAGAGUAAAAAGUCCCCAUCCCCGGAACAACCGACGGAGGAAACCGCCAAAACGACAUCGGGACGAGCCGGCAGCGGGGCCAAAAAGUCUACCACGGAGACACCAAAACAAUCUCCAUCGCAAACAAUCUCCGGAGCAACGGAAUCGGAAGGAAGGGAAAAGCGUACGACGCGGCUCUCCGCGCUGCGUGGUCCAGCGACUCAAUCGUCCGGAAAAGCGGAAGGAAAGUCAUCACCCGUUCCGAUUGCCGUAAAGGAGAAGGAAAAGAAACAACAACCGUCUCCGUUGCCAGAUCCACCGGUUGACUAUUCAUCCGAGGACGAUGAGCCACUUUCACGGUCCGCUCGCACGGAGAGACGAUCGUUGGUGAAGGAUACUGCCGUGGCCGUGGUCGGCAAAACUACUCGCUCCGGACGAAGCCGAAAGUCGGAACCGGUGGUAGAAAAGGAGCCCGAUGAAACGCCCGAUAAAAAGCUGCGCCGAUCAGAGUCGGUGGUAAGCCGGCGUUCGGAUAUAAGCUCGAAAAAGUCGGCUGAGUUGCGUGAGACUGGCAAGAAGACUCCUCAAUUGCAGCAGCAGCAACAGCAACGGGGAACAAAAAGGAAAGAAACGCCUACCCAGUCGCAUGAGCUGAACAAUGAAAAGGAGCUUUCUUCCCCAGAAGCAAGUCCUGUUGUUGCCGGUGGUCGAAAGCAAGCGAAUGCAAGUAAAAAGAAAAGAGAAACGCCAGCUGCCAAAACACCGGACAUCAGCACGAGUGUAGCGAGCGAGAGUGAGGAGAAAAAGGCGCCGAAAAGUGCUCCUUCCACGCCGGUGGAAUCGUUGGGAACGGGACGACCGUCGCGAAAAACGAAGGAAGCCGCCACACUCUAUAUGGAGCUGAUCGGGCGGAGGCUCAAUCACGACGAUAAAUCGGACGACGAUGCCUCCUCACUAGAUAGCCUCGAGCUACCGAACGUGCGCAAGCUGGAGCAGAUGGAAAACGAACUCAAGGCAAACGCGGGCAAAAAGGCAAAUGCUGCCGGGGUUAGUAAAAACACAAAGACUGCGGCCAAUAAACAGCAGCAGCAGGCGGAUGCUAAGAAGAAAAAGCUACCACCCGAACCUGAAAUCACAGCCAAGGUUGACGAAGAAAAAGAGGAGGAUAGCAAGAAAGUGGCGGAGCGAAGUUUUAGCGAUUCCGACGAGGAACCAUUGGCGAGUAAAUUCCAGCGCAAAAAGCAACAAAUCCGACAACAGCAGCAGGCGAAAGGCGGCAAAAGCCAGCAGGCAAAGGCAACAAAGCCUAGUCCAGGCAAAAAGGCGGCCAAAGGCCAGAAGGUGGAAAGUCCAUCAAGCGAGCAGCACGACGCGGGAUCUCCCCGCGGAAAGCAAGGCACGAGCCAGUCGAAGGCGGAUGAAACCCCUAAGCAAAGUUCUCCGGCAUCAUCCACACCACGAGGGACCCCGAAAAGAUUGGCAACUUCUCCAGUGGGUAAACAGAACGGUACGACAACGCCAUCCUCUCCCGUGGCUGUUACUCCAACCGUCACCUCGUUGGGUUUGAAAACCCCUCCAACGACUAAGGCCGGUGGUCCGAAGGUGGUGACCCACAGUACGCCACAUGAAUCUCCCUCAGCGAAGGAACCACCCGAUGCUAACCAUAGUUCUGCCGGUUCUCGAUUAAACAAAUCACUGGAUAAUACACAACCAUUCUCGACGAUGGCGGAAGCAAGCGAGAGUCCCAUUAAGAUACCGCAGGUGUUGAACAUACCGACCGUUCUAACGUCUCCGGUGCAAGCGGCCGCGACGCAGCAUCCAUUUACACGUGCUGUGGUAAAGCCAGCGGCUGGUCUGAACUCUACCUCCGGAGUGGAUAAUGUACCAGGAGGAGCAGGGCAUUCUUUUUUGGACAAAUCGACUGUCCCUCCGCCGUCGGGAACCGGCAUCGUGGACACCAUUCCUUUUAAUCGACCGGCACCGGUAGCGCUGGACGAAUCCGACUUUCUGAAAGGUUUCGAACAGAGUCACUCACCAACCGACCCAGCUGCCGCCGCUGCGCCAGUCAAGUCACCCGGCACUGGUGGCAAUUCGUUGCUAGGCAACCUGCUACCGAGCAAGGAGGAGUCGGAGAAAAUUUUCGGCAUAGCAAGCGUCAGUUUGGCGCAAAGCUCCGGUCCGCUGGAUACCAAGUGCACGCUGGGAAAGUGCGGCUCGGUGCACAAACCGCCCCUCGGCCCUCCGGUACUUACAGAGUCGCUGCUGGGAGGGAAUCUAUCGCCGCGUGACCGACGGAAGGCGAAGGUGAACAUGACGCAUGAACAGAUACAGAAGUGGAUCGACGAAUCGUCCUGGUCGCCGAUAGAGGACGACCUGAAGGAUGAUGAUUUAGAAGUGAUCGAACCGGGCGCACCAUCACCAUUAGCACCACCAACAUCAUCCACUUCCGGUCCGGUGACAGCGCAAUGGGAACGGUUGAAUAUACCGACGCCUGGAGGAGGAGUGUCGGGUGAUCCUGCGACAAACUCUGCAUCUGUACCUGUGCAGACCGGCACAUCCACACCAGUGGCCGCAACUCUUACCGUUGGGAAUGGACGUACGAAAGAAGAAAACGACCUUCCGAAAGGACAAACACCCGGCGGCGGAAUACAGCCGAAGUCGGCUGCCGGUUCGGGAAAAGUGCCAGCUCAGGACGUAAUAACAUCUCCUUCCGUUGUGACCACCGGAACCGGUGAUGUUGCUGGAAAGAAAAUGACCGCGGGUGAAACUAGCACUACACCGACCGGACGACAAAAAAGGGAACCGGUAACUCCCACCACGACCGGUGGGAAGGGACGUGAGCUAAAAGAGACGCGUAAAUCGAAAGUAGAAACAUCGGGCGGUGGCUCCUCAUCGAUGACGAACAACGCACCACAAUCACGCUCACCGGCGACUACUCACACACCCACAACCCCCGCCGAUCGUAAGCCAAUCUAUCGGACGGCAACUGGCCGAACGCCGGUGUAUAAACAAGAUCCGCUUGUAUCGCCGACACCGAAACCCAGCCAAUCCCAAACGAUGACCCCAACAUCGCGUCCUACAGUACCGACUGCUGGCCCACCGGGAUCGUCCUCAACAUCACAGCAACAACAAUCGAACAGUAACAAGUUUGGCGCCUUUUCCCCCGUCAACGAACCGAGCGUUUAUUCAUUCGAUAAGGAGGAAGAUUUUAUGCCCGUUGCGACACCCUUCCGGAGGCAACAGCAGCAGCAUUCCGGUGCUGCUACUGGUCGAAGAGAAUCGUGCAAUUCAUCUGCCCGUGAUGAACCAACCGCAACCGGUGGUGGCGUUAAACGUGAACCAACACCCGUGGCGCCGGAGGACAAGCUUACAAAAUCAUCCUCCUCCGUGCCAGCACAGGCGCCUGGGGGAAGCGGUCUCCCGAAAGCGAAUUCAAGAUCGAACGAAAAUGUCAAACCGGGAAGUGGAGUAGACAAGAAAAAGCAGUCGGAGGAUGAAACGCCGAAGAGAACGGGAAUUACACCGGAAGUACCGCCGAGUACCGCGAGCGAUACGGAUGCGGAUGGUGGCGGUGGUGGUGGUGGUGGACAAACGUUCUACAUUCCACUACAGGGACCUUCGUCAGCGGCGGCGGCCGGUGCAGGUGGAUCGGCGGGUGGUGGCAAAUCGGCGGAUCAGCUCAUCCAGGGUGUGGCCGUGAAGCUCGGUACCGAAGGACCGGACGGUCCAAACCAGCGUGUCAUCAUGCACGCGAAACUCGUGACCAAGGCUGAGAUGGGCUCGAAUCCGACCACUCUGCCGGACUCGAUGAACGUGCAGGAGCUGGUGAAAAGCUUGACGCAGGCGGGCGGAUCAACGGCCUGUGCGCUGAGCAAGGAAGGCCUGGCGAAACUUGUCCCGAUCGGAACAGUACAGCCACGCUUCAAAUCGACCGAAGCUGCUGCAAUAACCGCACAACAACAGGAGGAUCGCAACAGCGCCGAACCUCCGAUGUCUCGUGGUGGUCUGUCACGCAUCAACUCCAACUCGUCGCUAUCCUCGCAGCGCUCGAAGCCGACGAAAGCUGCUGGUACGGGUACUGGUGGGACGAAUGCAAAGAUCAAGGGUGGUGAAACGGUCGUUGCACCCAACCCUGACAAUAAUACCGUGUUUCCGCGGCGAGACGAUCCCGCCCAGAUGGUAGAGGCGCCAGUGUUCAAGCCUACCGAGAAGGAAUUCCAGGACCCCGUUGAAUACAUCGAACGGAUCGCGCCGGUUGCGUCACGGUUUGGCAUCUGCCGGAUCAUUCCACCGGCGAGCUUUAAACCGGAGUGUCGCAUCGCGGACGACAUGCGUUUCAUGGCGUACAACCAGUAUGUGCACAAGAUGCUGCACCGGUGGGGUCCGAGCGCCAAGGAGUACGCCGCCAUUAAGAAGUAUUUGGCCACGCAAAGCAUCAACCUACAGGCACCUCCCGUCAUCGGUGGGAUGGAGGUAGACCUGCCCCGGCUCUAUCACACCGUGCAAGAGCUCGGUGGGUUGAAGGAGGUGAUCGAAAAGAAACGGUGGGCUCGCGUUUCGGAGGACAUGUGCAUACCGAAGGCGGCGCACGAUCGAGUUUCGAAGCUGGACGACAUCUACUGCAAGUAUCUGCUGCCGUACGACACGCUCUCGCCGGCCGAGCGCCAGAAGCUGUUUGACGAGGUCGAGGCGGACUGGGCGAAGCGGGAGGCGAAAGCACGGCGCAACGCGGACAAGGGUGUCGGUUCGGAGAUACGCAACAGCGGCGAUUCGGACGACGACGACGACGGCGAUGAGGACGAUGACGGUGAAGAUGAGGACGACGACGAGGAGGACUUUUCGAUGGAGUGCAUCGUGAAGGGGCGCAACAUGCCGCUGAACCAGUUCUUCCGCAUCGCGCGCAACACCAUGUCGCUGUGGUUUAAAAACAGCGAGCCGACGGUGGCGGAAAUCGAGGCGGAGUACUGGCGCCACGUGGCCGUCCGCGAUAGCCACGUGUGCGUUCACUCGGGCUCGAUCGACUCAAGCGCUUUCGGAUUCGGCUUUCCCAACCCGAAGGUGAAGGGUUCAUCGUGCGCCAAGCAUCCGUGGAAUCUGAAGGUGCUCACGAACAACAGUGGCUCCAUUCUGCGCUCACUCGGGCCCGUGAUGGGCAUAACCAUCCCGACGCUGCACGUAGGCAUGCUGUUCAGUGCCUGCUGCUGGUACCGGGACCCACACGGUCUGCCUUGGAUCGAGUAUCUGCACACGGGCGCAAACAAGAUCUGGUACGGUGUUCCGGAUGAUCAGAACGCCAACUUCCGAGCCGCGCUAACCGUGCUGGUGCCGACGCACUGUCAAAACAAAACGAUCUGGCUACCGUGCGACACGGCGAUGGUGCCGCCGCAUAUGCUUACCGACCGGAACGUGUCGCUCUGCCGGACCGAGCAGCAACCGGGUCAGUUCGUCGUGGUAUUCCCGCGGGCGUACACCUCCAGCCUGUGCACCGGGUACGCAGUGUCCGAGAGUGUCUACUUUGCCACCAACAGCUGGCUCGACACGGCAAAGGACGAUUUUAGGGAUAUACAGGAAAGCUGUGAACCGACAAUGUUUUCCGUGGAGCAAUUACUCUUUGCGAUCGCGAACGAUCAACGUAGCAACCACGAUACGCUCGUGCAGGCUUACCCGAUGAUCGUUGGUAUCUACGAAAAGGAAAAGCAGCACCGUCAAACGUUGAAGGAACAAGGUGUAACUAAGUCGGAAAAGAUCGAAUCAAAGAAGAAAACCGUCUCGCUGGAGGAAUUCGAAUGCGAACGGUGUCGAGCGAACCUAUACCUUUCGUUGGUGAAGGUGAAAGUGACCAACUCGGCGAAGGAUCGCAGUUCGUCGGUGAACGAAGACGACGACGACGACGAUGAUGACGAGGAGGAGGAAGAGGAACGUAUUUACUGCCUCAAGCACGCGGUGAAGCAUCUGGCCGAUGGUGGCCUGCAGACGAAACAUUGCCGGCUCGCGUACACCUACUCUCUCGAGGACAUCGAAGAUCUGCUGAAGAAGCUGCAGGAUCGGAUCGCCAACAAAAAGUCCUCCAAAUCAAGUGCCGCUGGUAGCAGUGCUGGUGGCGGGGGUGGAGGUGGAGGAGGCGGUGGUGGUGGUGGCGGUAGUGGUGGCGGAGGGAAAGGAAAAUCAUCUCUCCAUCUAGCAUCCACCUCGUCGCAGUCGUCAUCUUCGUAUCAGGCACCUAGUCAUAGUAAGUUCGCAGGUAUGGCAACGAUGUUAAAGUAGGCGAAGACGAAUGGCAAAUGUCAUUUCGAAUGAGUUUGAGUUUUCUUUUUCUACUAGCCCUCCAUAGUAACAACAACUAAAGUCGAUCUUUUACCAGGUGAACAUCCUUAUGGGUUUGUGCUAAGUGUAAAGUAAUCAAUCUAAUCCUCGAAUGGGAUUUUGUGAAAAUUUUACCGACACGAUUUCGAAAUGUCAGAGAAAAAAUAAUAGAUCUAUUCCCUGCCCUCUAGGUAGAGUUAGAAAGAAGUGAGAACCGGGAAAAAAACAACCAUACCGAAACACUUAUUUUCUAUCACCGUUUUUUUUAUUACCAUCAUAUUGUUUUGAUAAAAACAACUUAAAGAUACCCUGUGCCAUUUGACUAAAAAGGUUUCUCGCGACAAAAGACUAGAAAUACAAGCAAAGGAGUGCAUUAGGCAACUAGAAUGAAUGCAGAAUGCAUUAGUAGAGCAAGAUUUUCCCUGAUUUUCAACGUACCCCUGCUUUCUCUCUUGGCCAUCUAUCUAAGUGAAAUGUUCAUUUUCGUUCCCGCGCACAUCAAUCAAUCGGAUCAUAUCAAAAAUAGGGGGCUGCUCCCAGUGCCGGGUAACCGUGGCUUCCCUCGACGAAGUAUUAGUGGCCAUUUCCUUUCAACAUUUCUAAAACUCCUAACUGCUGCAGUGCUGAGGUGUUACAAUUUUCCUUGAAAGAAAGGACUAACGGUCUUUUUUGUUUGGUUUUUAGUGCAACCGGUUGUUCGCACCGGGAACAGUAUUAAAAAGCAGAAUAGAUUAUUUGUAUAAAACAUUCGUGUGCACUGUUUGGUUGGACAGCCGGUUCCACGACAAACAGUUCCGACCGCAAACCCGGGACGUGUAAAGCGCAAAUACAAAUAUAUUUGUACGUGAGGGAUUUGUAGCAAUUGGCAGACUACAAUUGCAGCAACUGCUACUACUAUUACUACUACAGUGUGUGUUUAGCUUUAGUGAUACUAAAAGAUAGUUAUGCUUAUGACCAGUAUGUUUAGGCUUUUCAUUGGACUCGCACGUGCUUCGCCCGAGAGAUACUAGGUUUUUUUUAUGGCCACUGCAAACUCCACUCUUACGAAAAACGUACUCCUUCGAUAUAAUCGGAAGAGGAGCGUUUUUAUAUUGCAAAUCACAUUUUAUUUAAACCCUUAUUGUGUGCAAAGUGUAAAUUCUAAUCUUUUCUUGAUUUCUCUGGUGGGAGAGGAUUUUUUUACUUAGGAUUGUCGAUGUUGAAGGAGGUUUAGGGCCAUAAGUUAGCUGGAUAAAAGGAUAAAUAUUCUAACUUUUUUUUACCAUCGCG